Molecule: messenger RNA, 4344 nt
Organism: Phacochoerus africanus (Common warthog)
Lineage: Eukaryota; Metazoa; Chordata; Mammalia; Artiodactyla; Suidae
Gene: PLA1A
Product: phospholipase A1 member A
Exons: 10
Coding region: 2794-3999 (401 amino acids)
Biological process (GO): lipid metabolic process
Molecular function (GO): carboxylic ester hydrolase activity; lipase activity
Source: RefSeq, a predicted model, not a curated record
CCCAGAAACUUCCACAUGGCAGGGGCACAACAACAACAACAACAAAAAUUAAUGUGAUCUCAUUUUGUAGUUAUAAACUGGUGCGGUCCAGAAUUAUAAUAUCCUAAAAUUUGUUUUAUUAGUGUGUUAGUUUAUAUCCUUCCAACCCCACACAGGCUUAUUCAUUUAUGGAACUGUCAGCUAGGGAUCCUGAAGGAAAGGGAGGGGGCUGGUUAUCUGAGCUGGGAACAGGCAGGCAGGGAAGGCUGAAAGGGAUUCUGUGGAUUCCAGGGAUUGUGGCCUACUGCCUCCUCUCCCCGCUCUUCCCCUCUCUCCCUUCUUUUUCUCUCCUCUCUUCAUUCAAAACAGGUGUUUAAUGAGCACCUGUUAUACACCAGGCCCUAUUCUAGGCAGCAAGCACACAGCAGGGACCCUUGAGCAAUAAGCACUGGAUUUUGAACCCAACAUCCUUGGUUUCUUGCUACCUCCUUGUGUUCUUGGAUCCUAGAAAACUAAAGCCCUCCUCUGACUCCACUUUACAAUGGGGGCUUAAACACCAUCUUGGGCUCAGGCCCCACCCCAGUAUCCUCACUAAAUAUGCCCACCAUACCAGAUGCACUGUACCUUCUCUUAGCAAAUAUGGUGCACUGGCUGUGUGGCAAGCACUGUGUUGGGUGCUGGGGACACCUCACUGCACAAAAGAAACCAGGAUUUUGCCUUCUUAAGGCUGACAUUCUCCCUGGAGGAGAUGGACCAUAUACACUGAUUAUAAGCUGGUGUUCCUUCAGUGUCUUCUGAUAGAAAGGUCUCUAUCCUCACCUUCUAAAACAUGUCACCCCACUUUCUUGUUCCCCUGAAGCAGUGCUCCCCAGGCUGCUGGCCUCUGUGAGCUUUGGUUUCCUCACUGGUGAAACGGAGAUGGCUAUGGUAAGAGUGAACAGAAAACUGGUGGCUCUGGCAGUGUCUAGUCAUUUGUGGAGCCUGCUGGAACUGCAUAGUCCUGAGGCCAGCUGCAAAGGUUCUCAUUAGGUAUGUCUGGGUUGGGCCCAGCAGUCUGCCCCAAGCCCCUGGAUGAUUCUGAGGCAGGUGGGCCUGCCUAGAACCACUCCAACCCCACAUGGAGAGCACUGUACCAGAUGAUGAAUAUGACAAGGAGGGCAUGCUCUAAAUGUCAAGUGUGUUGAUGCUGCACGGGGAGCUCUGCGUGAGUAUAACUGGAAUGACUGGCCUGGUGAGCCAGCUCUGGCAGGGUGGGAUGACCAGGAGGAUGCAGUCAUUGGUCACCUCCUGUUGGAAACCUAAUUGAUAGUCCCAGUUGCUGCCCUCUGGAUCUACUCUUGUCUUUGUGCUGAGGCUGCCCUCAGCUAAUGACUGAGCAGAGUGGGGGUGCUAAUGCAGCUCAUUUGCAUGGGACCUAGCUGCUUUAAGGGGAAAUUUCAGCUUGAGGCUUCCCCAGUGCCCUGGCUGAGGAAUUCUGACACUUCCUGUGCAAUCUUCUUUCCUUCUCCCAUGCUUUUCAGGGUCUAAAGUCUCUCUCUGCCAUCUUCUGCUCCCCCUUUUAUUCUUCACAGGUAUUAUCCCUAAUAAAUCUUUUGCAUGUCUAGUCCCUUCCUGACAUCUUUUCUCUCAGGACCUGGAACUCUGUACCUGACUUGGUGUGUGACAGCAGAACAGCCUCCAAUAGUGCCCUGUGUGUUGCCACUCUCCUUCCUGGUGGCAGCAGUGCCUGAGCAGUGGGAUCAUGUGCAUAAGGGAGGCAAGGGCUGGCCCCUCCAAAAUCAUUUUAUCCCCAUCUUGGACAGGCCUGGCACAGCCUGGUACAGUGGUUCAGAGCUUGUCAUGCUUCGAAUCCCAAUUCUGCAUGAAUCUUCGCAAGGUACUUAACCCCUCUAUGCCCUGAAGCUGUAUGUCUAUAGUACUCCUCUCACGAGCUAUUGACCCAAAAGUUCCAUACUGCCCUGCUGGUAGGGUCUCUGCCUCACAGUAAUGUGCUAAAAUUUAAAGAGUGCUGGGCAAGUACAGUGCCCCCCUUCCCCCUGACCUGCCUAGAACUAGUGUUCUGUGGCUUCUGCCAUCAUUUUGGAUGAACAGACCAUGAGGUACAUGGGAAACACCCUGGUUCUAGGCCAGCCCUGCCACUUCUCCAUAGGUCAUGUUCGUUCUUUAUUUCUUGGUUUCUUCAUCUGUGAACUCAAGAAGUUAAACAUCUCCUUAGAGGUUGGACUGUACUUAUAGCCCCAAGAUUCUGUGAGAAGAUAAUACUCUCAGAAGCUGACUGAUCUUCCAUUCUUUCCCCGAGUGUACAUGAAACGUGUUGUUGGCUCAGCUCUGUGCUGGGCUCUGGGAAUUCAAAAAUGAAAACAGAAAGUCUCUGCCCUCAGCCACUCCUACAGAGGCAAACAUUCCACAGAUGAUUCCUGUACAACAAGGGUUUUGUGAUCCCCUAGAGAUGAAAGACUUCUGCCUUGGUUUUUACUAACAUUUUAUAAUGGGAAGUAGGAGAGGUGCAGGAAGUAGUUUCCUGAUAGUGUUUGGCUCAGAGAGGAAGGACAAUGUGUUUCAAUGUCCCCUACUUUAAAAAAAAAAAAGAGAGAAAAAAAAGUAUGUUUAUUUUCAUUAAGAAAAAGAAACAAAAAUUGUGGAAGUUAAACUGGUAGGCAGAGUUUACUUUUCUUUUACAGGUCAUGAGGCCAGUUAAUGAUUAGUGAGACCCAAGUGGAUGUUUGGUAUUCGAAACUGUGAGAGGCUGGGUUAUGGGAUCUCUUUGGCAUUAGUGGUCGGCUUCACCCCAGCUCUGAGUCUUCCAGCUCAGCAAUGCCCUCAGGCCUCUGUGAAAGAUGCUUCUGGUCAUGGGGACUCCUUCUGUGGUUCAGUGUUGGAACUACAGGAGAUGCACCUCCUACCCCACAGAAAAAGUGCACUGACUUCCAGAAUGCUAAUCUCCUCCGAGGCACCAGUCUCAAAGUCCAAUUUCUCCUCUUCACCCCUUUGGAUCCUGGCUGUGGGCAGCUAGUGGAAGAAAGUAGUGACAUCCAGAAUUCUGGGUUCAAUGCCACUCUAGGAACCAAGCUAGUUAUCCAUGGAUUCAGGGCUUUAGGAACAAAGCCUUCCUGGAUUGAUGAAUUCAUUGGUGCCCUUCUGCGGGCAGUAGAUGCUAAUGUGAUCGCCGUGGACUGGGUUUAUGGCUCUACAGGCGUCUACUUUUCAGCCGUGGAAAACGUGGUUAAGCUGGGUCUCGAGAUAUCCCGUUUCCUCAGUAAACUCCUGGUGCUGGGUGUGUCAGAGUCCUCAAUCCACAUCAUUGGUGUCAGCCUGGGGGCCCAUGUUGGGGGCAUGGUAGGACACUUCUACAAAGGCCAGCUGGGACGGAUCACAGGCCUGGACCCUGCUGGACCGGAGUAUACCAGAGCCAGUCUGGAGGAGCGCCUGGACUCUGGAGAUGCCCUCUUCGUGGAAGCCAUCCACACAGACACGGACAAUUUGGGAAUUCGGAUUCCUGUUGGACAUGUGGACUACUUUGUCAAUGGAGGCCAAGACCAACCUGGCUGUCCCACCUUCAUUCAUGCAGGCUACAGUUAUCUGAUCUGUGAUCACAUGAGGGCUGUGCACCUCUACGUCAGUGCCCUGGAGAAUUCUUGUCCUUUGAUGGCCUUUCCUUGUACCAGCUACAAGGCCUUCCUUGCUGGACACUGUCUGGAUUGUUUCAAUCCUUUUCUGCUUUCCUGUCCAAGGAUUGGGCUGGUGGAACAAGGUGGUGUCCAGAUAGAGCCACUUCCCAAGGAAGUGCCUGUCUACCUCAUGACCACUUCCAAGGCUCCAUACUGUGUGCAUCACAGCCUCGUGGAGUUUUACUUGCAGGAGCCAAGAAACAAGGACACCUGCAUCACGGUCACCUUCCUUAGCAGCAAUGUCACCUCCUCAGUCAAGAUCACCAUUAAAAAGACGGUCUGCUUACCUGAGCCAGUGAACUUACAAGCAAGUGAGACUGUUUCUCGUGACCUGAAAAUAACCUGUAUAUAGUAUAAAGCAGGAUACAAUUCUCUGGAUUGGGGUGGGGCUGGUGGGGGUGGGGCUGGUGAGGGUUCAACUUAUUCUAAGCCAUUACUACUAAGAAAGAAUGCAGAAAUCUUGGUUAUUUCCCGCAUAACUAGCCGCCUUAGAGAGUACAGAUAGCUCAUUUUAUAGGGCUUUAUCUCCAUUGUCAAAGAGCCUUACAAAGAUGCCAUUUCAGCUUUCCUAUUCAUACUUAACUGCAGUUGUCCCAUAUCCUUGGGCCUCUAUACCUAGGAGUCAAUAGAAACGUAUAUGGAGAAAAGGCUUUUUUUUUUUUUUUCCCAAAUAAAACUCCAUGGAGUAUCUGAAUCA